This is a messenger RNA of Aspergillus uvarum CBS 121591, 2125 nucleotides long. RefSeq names its product putative chromatin structure remodeling complex protein RSC3. Gene Ontology annotation, molecular function: DNA-binding transcription factor activity, RNA polymerase II-specific; DNA binding; zinc ion binding. The record is from RefSeq and is a predicted model, not a curated record. The transcript is spliced from 4 exons. Lineage: Eukaryota; Fungi; Ascomycota; Eurotiomycetes; Eurotiales; Aspergillaceae. The coding region runs from base 81 to 2105 and encodes 674 amino acids. Gene Ontology annotation, cellular component: nucleus. Gene Ontology annotation, biological process: regulation of DNA-templated transcription; DNA-templated transcription.
GCGUCGGACCUCGACUCACAGGGUUGACUCAUCUCGACUCACGCGGAGUCACACAAUUCCUUUGAACGUUGAAUUAAACCAUGUCUGCGCCUCGUCGCAACGGCCAACUGUCGUCAUGCGAGCCUUGCCGGAAAUCCAAGCUCCGAUGCGAUCACUCGACUCCGACCUGCAAACGCUGCGAGCGCCGUGGUAAAUCGGACCUCUGUGUUUACCAUCCCGCCCCACUGACCAAGCCGCGCCAGUCUGGCCAGAUCCUCAAGGCAACACAGAAAACUGCCAAUCCCCAGCCGCUGUUGUGCGCGAAGACAAUUUCCGUCACCAAUCUCGGGAGCUCCGCGUCCGUCAGCCUGCUGGGAGCCGCACAGUUUCCCAACAUUUCCAAACGUCAUCUGUCAGGCAGCGGUUUUUUGGGACCGACCAGUUACUCGGGCAGCGUGGUCAGCAAUGAGGUGGAGCUGGAGCUAGGGAUUCGUGCUUCGCUCUCGCAAACAGCCACACCCCUGGACCCUCAGCGGGUGAAUCAAGGAGCCCAAGUACUCUCGUUGCUCGAGCAUCUCGACUUGUACGAGAAACUAAUAGAAAAUCGCAACAAGAUUAGACCAGGAUGGCUCUUCGGUCCACCGUUAACGGGAGCACUAAUUGCACAAUUCAGAGCUUCCUACCGCAAUGCGACCGCAGGAUCAGAGAAUAAGUACGCACGGCUCCUGGACCUAUCCCGGGUCCUGUUUAAGAACUCGGCUAUUCCAACUGAGACCAGAUCCUCUAUGUCCUUGAAUGACUACCUCUCUCAAUAUGCGCUCCGGUGGGACAUGAUCGGCCUUGUAUUUGCAGUGGCAGGCUCAACGACCUUCCAAGUCCUCCAACAAGAGCUCGACGAGAUAUUCAAGGGCUCGCCCGGAACAACCAAAGAAGGAUUGCGCCAGGUGACUUUCCAGGCCACUGAGGCCUGUCUGCAAUUCUGUAAUCACCUAGGUAUUAUUAGCGACCCACUGUCCUGGACGAUGGUUCAACACACGAUCUUCCUCUCUUCCUUGCAUGGAGCCUGUGAUCAUCGGACAUGGCAGAUGCUCGGAGACCUCACUACUGCAGUCUUUGCCUUAGGCCUUCACCAGCCUGCUGCAGCGGAUGAUGCCCCGUUCUUCCUGGAAGAGAUCCGGAAGAGAACUAUGGUCGCAGCUUAUGCUCUGGACAAGGAUAUUGCCACUUGUCUAGGCCGACCACCCCGAAUAUGCUGGCGCUAUUGCAACAUUCAGUUUCCUCUGGAUAUCAGUUAUGAUGAGGUAGUGGCAGAGCCGCUGGUCAGAGAGGCGGCGCUUCAGCGCCUAGAUGCAGCAGGGUGGAAUAUUGAUGGACGAAUAGACAAAGGCGCAAGCUGUAGAGGCGCGCUGAUUGUCAGUCUCUUCCGCGAGAGUGUCUUGGAGGUAUCAUUGAGCCACGAGCUUGGUGGGUUGGAAGAGAGAGUUCUGGAAGUUUGCCGUAGGUCGGACGAAUAUUACUCAGCUUUACCCGAACAUCUGCAAUGGACAGACGACAAAGAAGAUCCGACCCUCGCAUCAUUGCAUCUAGAGUUUCUCUAUCAGCGAUUUCUACUAUGCCAAACCUUAUUCAAGCGUAUCGGCAAAGGACUUGACUUGCUGAUUUGCACGUCGUCGGAGAUCAUCACGCUGCUGCUGAAGGUGAUAUCCAUCCAAUCUCGUCUAGGACUCGUUCCUGCGCAUGUGAAAUGGGAUUUGUGUUAUAUUGGCCUACCCGCCGCCGGUGUCUUGUCGAUCGAAUUACUUCGACGCUCCCAGACCGACUCUCUCGCGUCAUUGACGGCGCCUUCGACGCAUUUCCCCCGGUCGGAGAUCAUCCAGAAACUGUCCGUGUUUAUUGCACAGUUCAACACCUUUGUCCCUCAGAACGAGGGCGACUACGAGAUAAGCAAUCGAGGCCAGAAAGUCAUCUCACAGGCACUGGACCGUGUGCUGUCGGGUGUGCCGUCUAGCAGCUCUGCUUCAGAGGAUAUGGUGUCUGAUGGAGCCACCAUGGGCGACGAUGUAGAGUUCAUGGCCUUUUUAGAGAACUUCGACUGGGAGCAGGAGGCUCGGCUGGCUUUCUGCUAGAGAGAUGGCAACGCUCGCAG